This is a messenger RNA of Fraxinus pennsylvanica, 1728 nucleotides long. The record is from the annotation of a GenBank genome assembly. NCBI's taxonomy places the organism in Eukaryota, Viridiplantae, Streptophyta, Magnoliopsida, Lamiales, Oleaceae.
AUGGAGAAGAGCAAAGCAGCUUAUAUGGCAAAGGAAGAUGGCAUUGAAGAACUUCCAUCGCUAAUCAAAGUCACUACUGCACCUGAGGUGGCCGGUUUUGAUUGUGUAAUGCAUCAUGAUGAUGAAAAAUAUCGGCUCAAAUUAUCCGGCUUUCAUUGCUUCAGUUCCUCAGCUGUGGGGACUGAAUCAACCGCCGCAGAAGGACAAAAUAAUACUUCUCAUUCCCAAAUAACACAUUCUGUUUCCAUCAGCAUGCCACCUUCUCCUUUGGGAGCUCAUCUAGAAAACACGAACGAACUUCCCUCCCUAGAUAAAGAUGUAGCAAUUGCGGGCAAUGAUAUUCCAAAUUCUGCUGCUACAUCCGAGAAGACAACACGAACAAAAUUUUAUUCUCAACCAAUGCCAAAAGGUCCUGCAUUCAACGAGGCCAUUGCAAAUGGAUCAGUUCCUAACCCUCCGGAGCUCCCACUAAGAAAUCCCAUGAUUCACAAGCUGAAAAAUAGACCAUUCGACCCAUUUAAGACAGGGUCGGGAAAACUAGAAAGACAAAUAUCGAAUUUGCGUGGAAAACACCUGGAAACUGCGCAAGAUCUCGAGUCUCAGCAGCCUGCAGAAGUUGAAGCUUUACCUGUGGAUCGAUAUUUUGAUGCCUUGGAAGGACCAGAAUGGGAUACUCUACGAGCUUCCGAAGAAAUACUUCUUCCAGAAGACCAGACUUGGCCAUUUCUUCUACGUUAUCCUAUCUCUUCUUUUGGUAUCUGUCUUGGUGUUAGCAGCCAAGCCAUUAUGUGGAAAACCUUAGCCACUUCUACUUCUACGAAAUUCCUCCAUGUAAGCCCGGAUGUAAAUCUUGUAUUGUGGUGCAUAUCCGUUGCUCUGGUAGCAAUUGUCUCUUUCAUUUAUAGUCUGAAAGUGAUAUUCUACUUUGAAGCUGUUUGUCGUGAGUACUACCACCCAAUACGCGUGAACUUUUUUUUUGCACCAUGGAUUGCGCUUCUGUUCUUGGCUCUUGGAGUUCCAGCAUCAGUUUCUCAAAAUCUUCACAAAUCUCUAUGGUACAUUCUUAUGACUCCAAUAUUUUGCCUCGAGAUAAAGAUCUAUGGACAGUGGAUGUCUGGAGGACAACGAAGGCUUUCUCGGGUGGCCAACCCCUCAAAUCAUCUCUCAGUUGUUGGGAAUUUUGUUGGGGCUUUGCUCGGUGCAUCCAUUGGGCUGAAAGAAGGGCCUAUAUUUUUCUUUGCUGUUGGAUUGGCUCAUUACACAGUCUUAUUUGUAACUCUCUAUCAGAGACUUCCAACAAACGAGACACUACCUAAGGAACUCCACCCGGUGUUCUUUCUUUUUGUUGCUGCACCUAGUGUCGCUUCUAUGGCUUGGGCGAAGAUUCAAGGGUAUUUUGAUUAUGGAUCCCGGAUUUCUUACUUCAUUGCCCUUUUCCUUUAUUUGUCACUGGCUAUCCGUCUUAACUUUUUCCGAGGCUUCAGAUUCUCAUUAGCAUGGUGGGCCUACACUUUUCCAAUGACUGGAGCUGCCAUUGCCACAAUCAGGUAUUCGGACAUGGUCACAAAUGGGGUGACUAAAACUUUAGCUGUCUUCCUCAGUGCUGUUGCUACACUUACAGUGGCUGCAUUGCUCGUGACAACUAUCCUCCAUGCCUUUGUACUCCGAGAUCUAUUUCCAAAUGACAUAGCCAUUGCCAUAAGUGAGAGGCGGCCUAAGUCCACCUGA